Molecule: messenger RNA, 923 nt
Organism: Acaromyces ingoldii
Lineage: Eukaryota; Fungi; Basidiomycota; Exobasidiomycetes; Exobasidiales; Cryptobasidiaceae
Exons: 1
Coding region: 221-757 (178 amino acids)
Source: RefSeq, a predicted model, not a curated record
AGGCCAUCCAUCUCCCAUCGCCAUCGCAUCCGCAACCCGGUUGCUUACACUCUCCGCUCCCUUCUUCCAAACCCCCUUUGCUCACCCUUUCCGCCACUUGUCGUCUCACUCCCUAAGCGUCCCAGCGUUGACUCUACAACUUCCAUCACUGCCGCCCAAUUUCACGCUCGCUUUGGUUCCCGCUCCCCCCGUUCCCGGCUAAAACAAAAUCCUGAACAAGAUGCGGCUCGCACUACUCGUGGGCUCCGCCGCCGCCUUUGUCGCCAUGGCGCGGGGGCAGGAUAACAACGACGCGGGCAACAAGGCCUUUGUCACGCCCGUCGCCUUCCCCGCGCCUCAGACGUCCGUCACCUCGACGGCUUUCAACCCCAAUAUCCAGAACCCGGGCGGGACCACCAACGCCGCAGGCACCUUUGACGUCGUCUCGCUCGCCCGCAGCUCCUCGCACGCCUUUGACUCGGCCCUCGCCCAGACGACGUCGUUUGUCAUCACUCCUGCCUCGUACGCUGCUGCCGCGGGCGCGUCGACGCCGGCCUACUACUCGGACAGCAUCGACACGGCCGUGCCCAAGCUGGCAAACCAGCAAGACUCGGCGACAAAGUCGUCCGUCAGUCUCAACACGGCCGCCUCCGUCAUGGCCCAGUCGACGGCCGCAGGCGACGGCGCCGCGUGGAGCUACGGGCCCGUGCCCCAGGGACUCGGCCUGGCCCUUGGCCUCGUCGCCGCUGCUGCACUUGGUGGCGCCGCCGUCCUCUAGCGCUCGCCUCUCCCUCUCCUUUUCCUCCCUUCGCCUUCCUUUCAGUAUUGUUUCCCCCUUUUCUUGCCUCUCUCUCUCUCUCUCACGUACAGGUCUCGUCUAGUUAGUCUUGAGCAUCCCAAGCUGUCGCCGUAGUCAACUCCUACCCACGCUCACUUAUACCUCU